Molecule: messenger RNA, 4218 nt
Organism: Trematomus bernacchii (emerald rockcod)
Lineage: Eukaryota; Metazoa; Chordata; Actinopteri; Perciformes; Nototheniidae
Gene: gdap2
Product: ganglioside induced differentiation associated protein 2
Exons: 14
Coding region: 247-1728 (493 amino acids)
Source: RefSeq, a predicted model, not a curated record
UGCAGCAAGCACCUAGCAUACAGGCUAAAUGUUGAAAACUGGUAAAUUGGCACUUUUUAAACCUAAUGUUUUGACAAUUCUUUCCAUAACUCUGCUCGCUAGUAUGAGGACACUCUGGAAAGACACUCGUUCUUGAGUUUACAAAUAGUCGUGUCAAGAUUUAUGUGUUAUUUAUUUAUUUUUUGGCGUGUACAUCCCAGCUGCCUGGAGGAAAUACAAGAGUAGAGCCCGUAGGUCCGCAGAGGGAUGGAUCCUCUGGGCGCUCGCUCCCAGUUCGUGGACCACCAGUCUCUCCCCACCUGGCAGCAGCAGCUGGAGGGGGGGAAUGGAGAGGAGACGCCGCUGGACCCGAACGACAGCCUGCUGAGCCUGGAGUCCUUCCCCUCGCCCUUCCCCUUCAGACCCCACAUCAACCGCAAAGUCAUCCUGUUCUGUGGUGAUAUCAGCCUGCUGAACUGCACGGCCAUCGUGAACACCAGCAACGAGUCUCUGAACGAUAACAACCCGGUGUCCGACAGCAUCCAUCGGCUGGCAGGAGCCGAGCUGAGAGACGACCUGCUCAAACUCAAAGGAUGUCGGACCGGCGAGGCGAAGCUGACUAAAGGCUUUAACCUGGCGGCGCGGUACAUCGUCCACACGGUGGGACCAAAAUAUAAAUCCAAGUACAGGACGGCGGCGGAGAGCUCUCUGUACAGCUGCUACAGAAACACGCUGCAGCUGGCUGCAGAGCAGUCGAUGGCAUCUGUUGGUUUCUGUGUGGUGACAACGACCAAAAGAGGUUACCCACUGGAGGACGCUACACACAUCGCUUUCAGAACUGUGCGCAGGUUCCUGGAGAAUCAUGGGAACAGCCUGGAGGCGGUGGUGUUCGCAGUGUCAGACACAGAGGAGCCGGUGUACAAGAAGUUGAUGCCUCUGUACUUCCCUCGCUCUGAGGAAGAGGAGCGGGCCAGCCUUCCUCUCAUCCCCUCUGACAUCGGCAACUCUGAGGGGGAACCCGUCAUCCCCGAGAGACAGAUCCGCAUCGCAGAGAAACCCGGCACCCUGGAAGAAGAGGAGAGUCUGGAGUCAGACCUGGGUCAGGUGGGGACUCACGCUUUCGCCCGGAUGGAGGGGGACGUGGACAAACAGAGGAAACAGAUCCUUCAGGGCCAGAUGUCGGACGUGGCCCUGCAGAAACAGCACCAGAGAAAUUACAACCGCUGGCUGUGUCGGGCGAGAGCGGAGGAUCUGUCUGACAUCGCUGCUCUGAAAGCUUUAUAUCAAACCGGGGUGGACUUGUGUGGCCGGACGGUGAUGAUUCUGGUUGGACGAAACAUCCCGGUGACUCUGAUCGACAUCGAAAAGGCGCUGCUGUACUUCAUCCACGUGAUGGACCACAUCACAGUGAAGGAGUAUGUGAUGGUUUACUUCCACACGCUAACCGGAGAGCACAACCACCUCGACUCAGAGUUCCUCAAGAACCUCUACGACAUCGUGGACGCCAAGUUUAAGAAGAAUUUGAAGGCCUUCUACUUUGUACAUCCAACAUUUCGCUCUAAGGUCUCCACGUGGUUCUUCACCACCUUCAGCGUGUCGGGGCUGAAGGACAAAGUUCGCUACCUGGACACCUUGCAGCAGCUCUUCACCUGCAUCCAACCGGAGCAGAUCGACAUCCCUCCCUUCGUCCUGGACUAUGACGCACGGGUAAACGGACCGUACCACCCCUCCCACUCCUCCAGUCUGUGACAGCAGAUCGAUUCGACCCUCCAGUAACGACACGUUUUCAGCUCGUAAAGUGGGAACCUUCACGUUCACGGUGUGGUCUGACCUCCUGACCUCCUGACCUCCUGAAGGCUCUGACCCUUUGUUGGGAAACUCUCCUUUUGUUCUGUUUCUGCCAAAAGGACAGAUUUAGCAGCCUGUGGUCGGCUGAGCGGUCUCUCUCUCUCUCUCUCUCUCUCUCUCUCUCUCUCCACAGACUAUUCGUGGAUCUGGUUUCUGGAUUAUGCCUUACACCAAGACUGCUUUUUGCUCAAACUUCCCGCAAUAUGAAGUAUCAUGUGAAGCCUCAAAGCGUUUUCCAUCGUGCGGUCGUAUCAGACGUCUGCGCUCAGAAUAUUAUCAGACUUUUUCAAAUGCUGCAGUGAAAUGACGUCGGUCUGGAUUUCCACAUCGUCUCCUCCAGUUUCUCUCAGGCUGAAGCUGGAAAACACCGUUGUUAAAAACCGCCUCUGUCCUGCAGUCACAAUCAGAGAAACCCUGAGGAGAGAAACACUCUGUCUAUUGAAGCUUAGCUAGGUAACAUCGAAUCAACUUUAUAUCACAACAAAUAGCAAUGUUCAACUCAAAGGAAUACUCUACAUUACCUAUUGGCUUUCAUUAAAUAAGACGGUCGACAACACUCAUAUUUGUUUGCUAAAUAAAUGAAAAAACGUCUUACAUUUAGUUUGUACGAAUUAAACAAACAAGCUGUACGUUUGUGAGCUUUGAAGGAGCUGGUAGGUUCUUACCUUUUAUGUUAAUGCACAAAUAUGAACGUGGUAUCCCUCUUCCCUUCCAACUCUUUAUCUAAAUAUCACCAAACGCUUCAAAUCCAGACAACAUGUUUUCUUGCAGGAAGUUUGUAAUUUCCCACGUUAUGGUGUGUCUUGAAGGCAGCACUAGUUUACUGUAUUCAUUUGGUUUACCCACCUUUUUGUCACUACGGUUGAUAAAAGUAGCACUGAAACAAUGAAUCAAAUGCUCAAUCAACGGAUCAAUGAAUCGUCAAUGAUUUCUUUCAGUUUCUCAAAUAUCAUGCUGCUUUUUUUGUUUUGGAUCGGCACAUUUUGAACACUUUUUGGACUUUUGGUUGCAGAACAUUAUAAUGAAUCACCAAGGGUCUCUGGGAACGUAUCGUGUGCAUUUUUCACUUUAUUACAACUUUUUCUAAAACAAUUGUCUCAUGUUUUUGCUUUCCCAUUGCCCCACAAUGUUAUCUCUUUCUGAAACGCUGGCUAAUGUCAUCUGCUCUGCUUCCUCUGAUGUUCGCUUUUAAAGGGUACUGAUUUUUCUCCUCAUCUUGCCAAUGGAGUUUCACAUUUGUUUAUGCUCUUGUGGGGUUUUGCCUUUCCUGUAGGGUGUUAUAUUUGUUUUUCUGCAUUCAAAGGGUUUUCAUAAUCACAACAGAGCCAUCCAAGUAACCAAUCAGAGCAGACUGGGCUCUGGUUUCAGACAUAGGGCGAAAAGAGGUACAAAAAAAGACCUUUUGAAACAUUAAAGCGUGUAAACAUCACAGAGGCACAAAGUCCAAACAUGAACCUGUAAUAAGCAGAAUAGGGCCGCUUUAAACUGAUAAUUUUGUCUCUUUUUUGCUUGGUGUUCUCACUAAGCACAUGUCGUUUGCAUUAUGAUGGGACUGGUGGGUUUACCUCAUCAGGGUCAUUGCAAAUCAAAUCAACUAAACUUUUAAAACAUUCCUUUUAAGUGUCUAAAUAUUAAAUCGGUCAUAACGAAGCGAACCCCGGCUGUCUGCCACCCAAAGAUUGAACACUAUCACAACAAAUGUGUGUUUCUCUAUUGGGAGGAAUCUCUCAUUCAGUCUCUCAAUCUGCGCCUCUUUAAAUCUGUCCCGCUCUGUUGGCAGCCUCUCAGCUCUUUGUCUUAAAAUGUUCUGAAUCAUGACACAUGUGCACAAGUCACAGAGAUUAUCCCUACAGAAAAGGCUUCUUAGAUUUCAAUUCACAUGUUGUUGGAUUUGAAAGACUCAUCAUCCAGCGAGGAGACAUUUCAGAUGGUGUCCUCUGUUUAAAAUCACCAACCAAUCACCCUGUGAAGAGAAUGAAGUAGAUUUCAACAACAUUAAUCAACUUUUUAAUGUCUUAAAAAUCUUGUUUUUCUAUAAUAAAUGAUAGGGAGGCGAGAUGAAUCCACGUAAAGUGAUUGUUCUCACCUCGUGCUUUUACAAAGAUAAAGAUUUAAAGACUGGAUAUGACAAUGAGUUGUGAAAAAGGUCCUCAAUACAACUCUGGACUUUGUUUCAGUUACAAAGACAACCAGUGAACUGUGAUUAUUUCAGAGGUUAUCAAAUGUUGAGCCAAUCUUUGACUUCCUGCAAAUGUAUAUAUAUAUUUUUUAUGAUUUCAAAGUGAUCGGAUGGGGUUGGACAACAGAUUUACUGUACAAUGCUGAUUUUUUAAUAUAUAUAUAUAUAUAUGCAUAUACACACUUAUUAAAAUGACUUUUUUCUUCUGUAAA